ACUAACCUCAGUACUUGUUAUGAAUAGUUAUCCGUAAUUAUCUUCUUAAGUGAUAAUAGUAUAAAAAUCGUUUCACACUAAUAAGAACACAAAAUUAUAGUUGAUGAGUAGUUGUAUGACUAGCAAGAUGCCACCUCAUCGACAAUUAUUUAAGUAAUUGAACUAAGUUCACUACUAAUGAAUAUAUCCAUCUUAUAAAUAGAGCACUAGCUGGGAUAUACAACAUUCACAGAUCAAAAUUGAAUCAUACAUCACACAUUUCAUCUUGUUUCAUACCAUAUAUAGUCAUAAUAGUCACUAUGGCAGAGGAGGAGAAACACCAUCACCACCUGUUCCACCACAAGGACAAGGCAGAAGAGGGCCCAGUCGACUACGAAAAGGAAAUCAAACAUCAUAAGCAUCUUGAACAAAUCGGUAAACUUGGCACUGCUGCUGCCGGUGCCUACGCCUUGCAUGAGAAACAUGAGGCAAAGAAGGAUCCAGAGCAUGCACACAGACACAAGAUAGAGGAAGAGAUUGCAGCUGCUGCUGCUGUAGGAGCAGGUGGAUUUGCAUUCCAUGAACAUCAUGAGAAAAAAGAUGCCAAGAAAGAAGAGAAAAAAGCUGAGGGGGGACACCACCACCACCUCCACUUAUAAAUUGCUAUAUUUUGAUAAGAUUUUCUAAUAUUUGUUGUACGUGUGAGGAGCGUUGUCGUGGUUUCUUACCGUAAUGCUCUCUAGUAGAUAUGUUCAAGAAGAAGAAGUUCAGUGUGAUAUCAUUAGUAGAUGUGAAGAAGGUGAGGUGAAUGCAAAUCUUAUUCUAUUCUGUGUGAGGUUGAGAGGUCAGUGCGUGAUUUCCUAAAUAAUCAUGUGUGCGUUUGACUUCCCUUGUAAUUUUAUGUUGAACUACCUUGUAUUAUAUAGUGUUGCUUUUUAAGUUGUGUAAUAAAUGACUUUCCUUGUGAA
Capsicum annuum is the source of this 947-nucleotide messenger RNA. RefSeq names its product abscisic stress-ripening protein 1. The record is from RefSeq and is a predicted model, not a curated record. NCBI's taxonomy places the organism in Eukaryota, Viridiplantae, Streptophyta, Magnoliopsida, Solanales, Solanaceae. The coding region runs from base 300 to 638 and encodes 112 amino acids. The transcript has 2 exons.